UGCGCUGUUUUCAGAUUUGAGAUGAUUGAUGCUGCCAGGAACAGAGUGCGUGUGAAGGCCUGCUAUGUCAUGAUGGCACUGACCAUCCUGGCGUGCCUCGCCACGGCUGUGUCUGGCAAACAGGCGGCGAGUCGGAAUGAAAAUCUGACCUCUCGUAACAUGGAGAAGAAGGCUCGAUGGAGAGAGGAGGCACAGAAAGAAAAGGAGGUGGCCACUGCACUUGAGAAAGCCCAGUGAGAUGCAUCCAUCAGAGCUGCCAAGGCCCAUGUCUCAGUGUCACCUGGGAACAUUUCAUGUCAAAUGCCACACACCAUGGGAACUCCGGUGGACUUCCUUCACAUAGUACACAGAUUUUUAUAGUAUAUAAA
This is a messenger RNA of Sinocyclocheilus grahami, 368 nucleotides long. Its product is annotated as protein FAM162B-like. Gene Ontology annotation, cellular component: mitochondrion. The annotation marks the transcript as partial. The record is from RefSeq and is a predicted model, not a curated record. The transcript is spliced from 2 exons. Gene Ontology annotation, biological process: cellular response to hypoxia; positive regulation of release of cytochrome c from mitochondria; neuron apoptotic process. Lineage: Eukaryota; Metazoa; Chordata; Actinopteri; Cypriniformes; Cyprinidae.